GGUGCGGGGCGGGGCAGGCGCGGCGUGGUGACAUGCGCGGUGAUGGUGCGCGGCGGCGGGCGCGGCGGUAACCAGCAUGGCGGACGACAACACCAUCAUCGAGGGCACCGUCAAGUUCCGCGACGGCAAGAAGUGGAAGUCGAGGUGGUGCGUGAUGAGGAAGCUGUCGCCCGUCGCUGACUGCGUGCACCUGCAGGUGUACCGCGACUCCAAAGCGCGGUGGGGCGGCGCGGCCAGCAAGGCGUCGCUGUCGCUGCAGCAGUACCUUGGCUGCGAGGCGGGCUUCACGCUCGACAAGCACUCGCACACGCUGGCGCUGCUCUGCGCCGACUUCACCGCCGUGCUAGCCUUCGAGACGCGAGAGCGCCUCAUCCAGUGGCAGGUGAAGGUGAAUGGUCACCUGGGCGAGGCGCGGCAGUUCCUGGUGGUGGUAGGGGCGGGAAGCGCGGGCAAGCUGGCAGCCGGGCCGGCACGCCUGCUGCUGCAUCAGCGCCGCUUCGCUCUCACCGCCGGCGUGCCGCCCAAGCUGCUUGGGGUGUGGGAGAUUGGCCACCUCAGACGUUAUGGAGUGGUGGAGGGACGAUUUUGCUUUGAAGGUGGCUCUCACUGCGGGAAAGGUGAAGGCCUGCACGUACUGGUGUCGGAUCAAGCGGCUGAUAUUGUUAGAGAUUUUGAUCUCGCUUCAAGAGGACAGCUUUCUCCGAAACGUAGAGCUUUCCUAUUUAAGAAAAAUGACGGUAUUGAAAGUCCGAAGUCACAAAAAGCUUUUCGAUCAGAUGUGCGUUUAGAAUUAAACACUAUUGAUCGAUCAUUACCUCCAACUGACCUGCGCUUAUAUGAAGAUCCUUGUAUUGGUGACGAGACGGGCGCUAUUUCUCCAUAUUGGCCAUCAGCAGAAAGAUCAAAUUAUGACGAUAAUAUGGGACUCGGAGAUACAGCGUCAGUUAAUGAACUGGGUGACGGCACUGACAAUACUCCGUGGAACGGUAAUGGAAAUGUAAUGUUGGAAAGAUGUAUGAGUUGCAUUUCCAAACUAGGGGCAUUAUCUAGAUCCUCGACUGCUGCUCUUACACCUGGUGCCAAACAUUUCAGUCCAGCUUGGACGAUGGAAGAAGUAGACGAAGGUCGCAGUGACAUUAUCACCGAUGAAAUGGUGCGGAGCACUGAAACACUUAAUAAAUCCAUAACUAAGACUGAACAAGUUUGCCGCUGUGGUGCGGAACGAGUACCUGAUCGACCACCGAAACCCACAAAGUUAGAUUUAAAAUUAUCAAGAAAACCUCCAAUGCCCUUGCCAGUUAGAUCAUUUAGUCAUGCUCAUUUAUCAUCUAUACAAGAAAAUUCAUCUUCUAAAGUAGGACCGUACCAAAACUACGAUGUGCCAAAAAUACCAUCAGCAGAGGUUGAUGGAGAAUACUACGAUACGCCAAAAAGACUUAAAGAAUGUUUAGAUAAAGAUUUAUUUAAAAUGACGAAGAGUUCUUCUGCUCAUACAAUAGUUUUAAAGAAACCUUGUGGAUGUUUAUUAAAGUUUGGUAAAAAACCAAAACAACUGACAGUGAUAGAUACUGAUGAAAGUUUUCAACCGUCUAACUGCCCGUGCCAAAAAGUUACAGCUUGGGCCAACAACUGGAUAAAGCUGCCCUAUUGCAGUAAAGCCCCAGAAAGUGACAGCCCUGUACCAAACAAAGAAAAUGUCACACCAAGCGCUACUGAUAGGAACGCUUUGUACGCUACAAUAGACCUUUCUCGAAAAACAAGGAGAAAGUCGCUUCAUCAAGAAUUCGCAACGCCAUCUAACGAAUGUGUAAAGAGGAGCAUUGAAAUUCCUGAAAUAGACGAUGGCCCGCUGGCGAAUUAUGAAAAUUUAAAUUUUGCUCUAUCUCUGGAACAUUAUGAAAACGCUAAAGACCUAUUAAAAAGAGCGGGAGUUACGCAACUCGAAUUGAAUGCGCUCAGUACUAAUCUCAAUCCACUAGUUGCAUUAAAAUCUGAAAAAGAUAAAUCUAUGUGUACAAAGUGUGGCCAUCCACAAGAAAAUGGUGAAAACCGACGGUCGUCCAACGAUGAAUAUCUAAUGAUGGAACCUAAUUCGAUCGAAAGUAAUAAAUUUGACCGGGAUAAAUCUCUGCCAUCCGGUUACACGCCAAUGUCGCCCAUUGGUGGAUUUGCGUUCCACACAUUAAAGCAUCAUCCAAAGAACGCUAUUAAUCGACUUUUGGAUGAAAAAUCUGCGAGCAACCCGACACUAUGCGUUUCAGAAGAAUCGAGGCAGAUGACCGCAUCUAGUGGGGAGCGCGUCGAGCUGAGAGCGCCCCACGAAAGAACGGAAUACCGCAAGCGUUCAAGUUCAGCGGAUUCGUCACGCUUCCUGGAGGACGUCAAAGAAUUCGACGGCAGUAUCGGUAGCCGCGGCUGGUCGCUGCGCGGCGAGGCAGCGGCCGAGGUGGCGGGCGUGACCGGCUUCGAGCUACCGGCUACGACGGCGGCGGCGCGGCGGCGCUACCGCAGCGCGCGCCGCGCCGCCUCCCCACCCGCCGCGCCGCCGCGCCGCUCGCGCUCCUCCGGCGCCGCGCGCGCCGCUCCGCCCGACACACACAAGUGCUGCUCCGCCGAGGCAGAGGUCCCCGUGAUCACCAAUAAGCCACUGAGAGGCGUGGCGGACACGCACAGCACGUCCAGCGGCACGUCGGACAUGUCGGACUACAUCGAGACGCUUUCCAUUUGUUCCUCACACUCCUCUUCGGACACACCGGUGACUAUGCGAGUGGUGCGCCAGACGACGAGCACGCUGCGGCCGCGCUCGGGCAAGGAGUACCAGCCGCUCGCGCCGCGCCUCGCCGCCGGCCUGCGCACGCACACGCACUCCCACCCGCACGCGCACACACACGCGCACACACACACGCAUCCCUACAACAACCUGCCCUAGGCAUGUCAUUUGUAUAGUAACGUUAGAGAGCCUUGAUCGCGGAUACACUUGAACUUGAACAUCGAUACACAUAUUACGAUAAUGCUUUGAAAUUGAACUAAAAUGUUACGAGUGCAAUAAGAAAUUAAAAAUAUUGUGUCGCAUAAAAGCAUACGCAUAAUUUGACACCUGACCGAACUUUAGGAAAUGUGAAAUGUCUACAAUAACAACGAUCGUUAGAAUAAAAUGUUUGGUGUACAUCGUACAAGUGCAAUUCGUGUUCAGGAUUCUCUCCCACAACUUCUUGUGUUUGCGGUUAAAACUUUGAUUUCAGUCGCAGU
This is a messenger RNA of Zerene cesonia (dogface butterfly), 3249 nucleotides long. RefSeq lists its product as uncharacterized. NCBI's taxonomy places the organism in Eukaryota, Metazoa, Arthropoda, Insecta, Lepidoptera, Pieridae. Bases 77 to 2929 code for a protein of 950 amino acids. Gene Ontology annotation, biological process: positive regulation of protein tyrosine kinase activity; neuromuscular junction development. The transcript is spliced from 10 exons. Gene Ontology annotation, molecular function: protein kinase binding. The record is from RefSeq and is a predicted model, not a curated record.